Cynara cardunculus var. scolymus (artichoke) is the source of this 2409-nucleotide messenger RNA. Its product is annotated as cellulose synthase-like protein G3. Lineage: Eukaryota; Viridiplantae; Streptophyta; Magnoliopsida; Asterales; Asteraceae. Bases 60 to 2255 code for a protein of 731 amino acids. The record is from RefSeq and is a predicted model, not a curated record. Gene Ontology annotation, biological process: plant-type primary cell wall biogenesis; cellulose biosynthetic process. The transcript has 6 exons. Gene Ontology annotation, cellular component: trans-Golgi network; plasma membrane. Gene Ontology annotation, molecular function: mannan synthase activity; cellulose synthase (UDP-forming) activity.
GUCGCGCUUAUAAAUAGCGAUAACGAGCGAAUAAUAUCUCCACAGAUAAAGGGAAGAACAUGGGAGGAGGACAUCUUCACACAUACAAGCACGUGCCAUGCACGCACUUCAACCGUGUAUUUGCAAUUAUUUACACUUGUGCCAUCCUCUCUCUUCUCCACCACCAUUUCCUCACCCUCCUCCGCCACUCCACCACCGUUGUCUCCGCCACCAUCACCGCCUCUUUCUUAAUCUCCGACCUCAUCCUCGCCUUCAUGUGGGCCACCACCACCUCCUUCCGCCUCCGCCCCAUUCUCCGGGAAACCUACCCUGAAAAUCUAGAGGAAGUGGUCGACAGAACAGACUUUCCGGCCAUGGACAUAUUCAUAUGCACGGCGGAUCCCUACAAGGAGCCGCCCAUGAACGUGACGAACACGGCGUUGUCUCUUAUGGCUUAUGACUACCCACCGGAAAAGAUAUCUGUGUAUGUUUCCGACGACGGUGGGUCUGAGCUUACUCUCUUUGCGUUCAUGGAGGCUGCAAAGUUUGCCAAGAUUUGGCUUCCGUUUUGUCGGGAUAAUAACAUCAUGGAUAGAUGCCCAGAAGCGUAUUUUAGCUUGGACCGCCAUGCAAGGCCAGAGCCCGGGAGUGAGGAUAUUAAGGUGAUAUACGAGGGAAUGAAAAUAAGAGUUGAGAAUGUGGUCGAAAGAGGUGAAGUAUCCCCCGAAUACAUCACCACUGAACUACAACGGCAAGCUUUCAACAAGUACCGAACACCAGGGUUUAGUCGUUCACACCACCCACCUAUUAUUCAGGUAUUGACAGAGAGUGUGAAGGAAAAGGACAAAAUGGGAAAUUCAAUGCCAAAUCUGGUGUAUGUAUCCAGAGAAAAGAACAAGAACUCUCCACACCAUUUCAAAGCUGGUGCUCUCAAUUCUCUCCUUCGAGUAUCGGGAGUUAUGACCAACGCUCCUAUAGUUCUUACACAAGAUUGUGAUAUGUACUCAAAUGACCCUCAAACGCCAAAGAGGGCGUUGUGUUAUAUUUGUGAUCCGUUGGUACGACCUGAAUUGGGAUACGUUCAGUUCCCCCAACGAUAUCAUGGGCUCAACAAAGAUGACAUUUAUGGAGGUGAGUUUUUACGUUUAUUUGUAGCGAAUCCAGUCGGGACGGAUGGUUUGCAAGGCCCUUCUUAUGUCGGAAGUGGAUGUUUCUUCCUUCGUCGAGCUUUCUUUGGUGGCCCUACGUCGAAGGUGUCACCAGAAAUACAAGAAUUGCGACCUGACCAUGUGGUGGAGACGUCUUUUACAAUGCAACCGAUUAUGGAACUGGCCCACUAUGUAGCAGGAUGCAACUAUGAAAACAAUACCAAAUGGGGAUCUCAAUUGGGAUUUCAAUACGGGUCGCUUGUGGAAGACUAUUUCACCGGGUACCGAUUGCAAUGUGAAGGAUGGGAGUCUGUCUUUUGCCACCCAAGUAGACCAGCCUUUUUGGGCGAUAUUCCAAUCUCCCUCAUCGAUGCGAUCAGUCAAACAAGAAGAUGGGCUAUUGGACUUCUUGAGGUUGGGUUGUCGAAAUACGUUCCAGUUAUCUACGGGUCACGAUCCAUGGGCCCGAUUAUGGGCUUUUGUUAUGCACACUAUGCGUUUUGGGCCAUCUUAUCCAUUCCCAUCACACUAUACUCCUUUAUCCCUCAAAUUGCCCUUUUGAAUGGAUUAUACAUUUUCCCAAAGGUGACAGAUCCAUGGUUCUUGCUAUACGUUUUCCUGGUCUUUGGAGCAUACGUGCAAGAUUGUUAUGACUUCAUCUUAUUCGGUUCCACUUUUAAAAGAUGGUGGAACGAUCAAAGGAUAUGGCUAAUAAGGGGACUCUCGUCGUACUUGUUUGGACUUAUGGAUUUCACGAUCAAACAAUUAGGUAUACCUACACAAGGGUUCAAUGUGACGAGUAAAGUGCAAGAUGAUGAGCAAAGCAAACGAUAUGAUCAGGGUCUUAUUGAGUUUGGGGUCCAUUCGGAGAUGUUCGUACCAUUCACAACCGCAUCCAUUGUUAAUCUAUUUGCAUUCAUAUCAGGAUUAAUACGAAUUUCGAGCAAUGGGAACACACAAGAGUUGUUUAUGCAACUCGUUAUGGCUAGUUUUGGGGUAUUAAAUAGUUGGCCAAUUUAUGAAGCCAUGGUGGUAAGGAGUGAUAAAGGAAGGAUGCCGAUUAAGACCAUCAUUAGUUCAGUUUGUUUGGCAUUCGUUCUCUGCAGUGGAGCUUCGCUUAUACUAUAGCUUUCAAAACUGUUCUAUUAGGACAAACUGUAUAAAAAUAUGACAUACUUUGUUUUUAUUCCUAUUUUGGUUAACGUACUUUUAAAACCUUCAUUUUAAUAUCUGAGAUACGAUAUCUCAAGCAUUGAAUAGAUGAUAGUUAAUGAUUGAUGCA